CCUUCCCCACUGUCCGCUGCGCCCUGAACGCAGCGCGGCGCGGCCACGUCGCGGUCCUCUCUCGCGGUCGGAGUUUCCAGUUGCGGUUCAGUUCUGCGGACUCAGCGGGGGGAGGCUCUGCUCUGACCCGACUCUACCUGCUCCACACCCGGGCCCCACGUCCCCCACACAGACCCCCAGACCACCAGAGCAGUCUCUCUACGGGAAACGCCAGAUGAAACCUGCAGCUGACGGUGAGGUGAAGAUGGUGGACCGGCUUGCGAACAGCGAGGCCAACUCCAAGCGGAUCGCGGUGGUGGAGGGCUGCUUCGGCGCCGCGGGCCAACCGCUCGCCAUCCCCGGCCGCGUGCUGAUCGGCGAGGGCGUCCUCACCAAACUCUGCCGUAAGAAGCCCAAAGCGCGGCAGUUCUUCCUCUUCAACGACAUCCUGGUCUACGGAAACAUCGUCAUCCAGAAGAAGAAGUACAACAAGCAGCACAUCAUCCCGCUGGAGAGCGUCACCAUCGACACGGUGCCGGACGAGGGCGACCUGCGCAACGGCUGGCUCAUCAAGACGCCCACCAAGUCCUUCGCCGUGUACGCCGCCACCGCCACCGAGAAGUCGGAGUGGAUGAACCACAUAGGGAAGUGCGUGGAGGACCUGCUGCAGAAGAGCGGCAAGGCGCCGACGGGCGAGCACGCCGCCGUGUGGGUGCCCGACUCGGAGGCGACGGUGUGCAUGCGCUGCCAGAAGGUGAAGUUCACGCCCGUCAGCCGGCGCCACCACUGCAGGAAGUGCGGCUUCGUGGUUUGCGGGCCGUGCUCGGAGAAGAAGCAUCUGCUGCCCAGCCAGUCGUCCAAACCCGUCCGCGUCUGCGAGUACUGCUUCGUGCAGCUGACGUCGGGAGGCCCGGCGCAGCGCUCAGACUCCCUCAGCCGGCUGGGGUCAAAGUUCAACAACCUGUCGGACGACGACGACGAAGACGACAGCAGCGACUGAGGAAUUAAAACCGUCCUCUGACGCACCGCCUCGUCCUCAGCGUCGAGAUGGAAAUACUUUUUUUUCUUUCUUUCUCCUCCCAGAUGAUCGGAUCAACGGAGGAUUAAUUCACUUAAUUCACUUCAAACCAAAAAUAAUAUUUUACUUCUUCCUCUAAUUGCAGCAGGGAUCAAUAUUUUCCUGAACGCAGCGAUUUUGAAACAAUGAAAUGUGGAAUUAACUCGCCGACCAGCUGAACUCUGGGAAAAACAACUCUUGAUUGGGCUGCAAUUAGUCACUACAGAACACAACGGUGCUAAUGAGAAAACACACCUCUUCCUCCUCUUCCUCUUCCUCUAAGUUAAUUUCAUCUAAGAGUUCUCUUUUUUUUAUGAUCAUUAUUUUUAGUCCAGACCUUCACAAGAUGAUUGCUCGUUACUUCUGCAGGGAAAAGCAAAUGUUUGACCUUUUUAUCUCCUCUGUCCUUCAGGUUUUGGGAUUUUUUUUCUGCCCUACUUUGUAAAUCUGACUCCAGCAAAAUGUCAAGAUCCCUUUUUUUAUAUAUAAAUAACAAAGUGUAUAUUUUAUGCUAAACGCUAAGCUUUUUUUUUCUGUUGCUUCUGACAAAUCAUCUGAAGCUCGUCUCAGAGGUCGCCUCCUAAAAACAAACUAACUCCACCGUUUGCCUUUGGCGUCACGUAGUGCCUUUUAGAAACAGAGCCUGGGCUUCAGUGAGGUUAUUUCUUAAUGAACAAAGGCUGCAAAAAAGACUUCAUGAGCGUCUGACUCUGAAACACAUCACACAGACACCAGUUGUUUGGUUUCAUAUUUGUGCUGCAAACAGAAGAGCAGGGAGAUUAAAAACAAGGUGAAAGACCUUUUUUUUUCUUAACAACCUGUAAUCUGGAGUUUCCCCUGAACCUGCUUCUACUUCCUGUCACCGUGCUUCACAUCCCAGAAUGUCCUUUGGAUGACUGUCACUGUUUAUCUGAGAUGUUUGGCAGGACAAGUGCAGGGAACGUCUCCAAGCGACAGUUAUAAUUACAGGUUAGGUGGGGGGGGGGAAAUGGGGUCGCUGCUGGAACUGUUGCUUGAUUUAGUUUUAAAAUGCACUCGGACCGAAACACUGUUCACAGAAUCUACAGUUCACACUCAGAAAUCCACAACGAGGCUGCAAAACACGUCAGUGUUCAGACUAUCGUGGUGGAAAGAGACCGAAACGUAGAAGGGGAGCGAAGAUUAGAAGUUUGAUGGAAGCGCUCACAGAUUUGAUCAGCCUUUCCAGACGGCGUCUAGUUUCAUUUUGUUUUCAGAAACCUGAUUUAAAAACAGUGCAAGGGUUGCGUCUAAAAAAAACCCACUUUGAAAACAUCGGCCGUGACGCUUUCAUCCUUUUAAUCUUAAGGUGCUCAGGGUGGGUUGCCCUCCUGAAGCGCCUGCCGUUACUAAGCAACCAAAAACCUUUACGCUACGAUGAAGAUGAGGUGGUCAUUUAGCAGCAAGUCAAAACAAAAAAUAAUUGGAUUCCAGCACCACAGUAGCUCCACCUGUCAUCUUCAGUUUGACCUUUUGUGACGCCGUUGGACGGGAAAGACUGAAGCGAGUGAAAUAUUCUGUGUGACGGACUGUAAAGCGCUCUGAACUUCUCCACCAUGUGUUCACUGUACGCUGAUAUUCAAAGGAAGUCUGUGAUUGGUUGUUCUUGGUCACAUGACAUGCGGUGUGUACGUUGAAAAAGUUUGAACUAUUCUGAACUUCUAGCGAAUCCAUCACACCCUUAAAAAGAAAAACAAGGGAAACGAGCUUUCACUUUUGAGCGUGCAAAGAGUUUGAUGGCAUUAAAAAAAAAAACCUGCUGCAUUUGAACGCCUCUUAUGCGUGAGAGAGGAAGAGAACAGCGGUUUGUUCUUCCAGUGAAUGAAAUGAAAUGCAAUAAAUCAGGAAGUGUUAGUGUUCUUCUGUUAAUCACAUGACCCUGUUUCAUCAUUUGUGUAAUUCUGGUUUCUUUCCCGUCCGUGACUCUUCCCUCGGCUGCUCUCGUGUCA
Anoplopoma fimbria (sablefish) is the source of this 3003-nucleotide messenger RNA. It is a transcript of the gene plekhf2, whose product is annotated as pleckstrin homology domain containing, family F (with FYVE domain) member 2. NCBI's taxonomy places the organism in Eukaryota, Metazoa, Chordata, Actinopteri, Perciformes, Anoplopomatidae. The record is from RefSeq and is a predicted model, not a curated record. Gene Ontology annotation, molecular function: phosphatidylinositol binding; metal ion binding. Bases 215 to 979 code for a protein of 254 amino acids. The transcript is spliced from 3 exons.